Molecule: messenger RNA, 1032 nt
Organism: Trichophyton rubrum CBS 118892
Lineage: Eukaryota; Fungi; Ascomycota; Eurotiomycetes; Onygenales; Arthrodermataceae
Product: ATPase GET3
Exons: 3
Coding region: 1-1032 (343 amino acids)
Biological process (GO): post-translational protein targeting to endoplasmic reticulum membrane
Cellular component (GO): GET complex
Molecular function (GO): ATP binding; ATP hydrolysis activity
Source: RefSeq, a predicted model, not a curated record
AUGUCGUCAACCGCCGUGAUAGGGGACGACGACGUCCUGGAGCCUACCCUUCAAUGCCUUCUAGACCAUAAGACCCUUCGAUGGAUAUUUGUCGGUGGAAAGGGCGGAGUCGGCAAAACGACCACUUCAUGCUCGCUGGCCAUACAACUUUCCAAAGUGCGGAAGUCUGUGCUUCUUAUAUCCACAGAUCCCGCUCAUAAUCUAAGUGAUGCUUUCGGUCAGAAAUUUGGCAAGGAAGCUAGACUUAUUGAUGGAUAUGAUAAUCUGAGCGCUAUGGAGAUUGAUCCCAAUGGAAGCAUUCAGGAUUUAAUGGCUAGCGGGGGUGGUGACGGAAAUGACGAUGCUAUGGGUGGGUUUGGUCUAGGUGGAAUGAUGCAAGACCUGGCUUUUAGUAUACCUGGUGUCGAUGAAGCGAUGUCCUUUGCAGAAGUUUUGAAGCAAGUCAAAUCUUUAUCAUAUGAAGUUAUUGUCUUUGAUACUGCUCCUACCGGCCAUACUCUUCGGUUCCUACAGUUCCCAACUGUAUUGGAAAAGGCCCUUUCUAAGCUAUCGCAGCUUUCUGGCCAAUUUGGCCCCAUGCUUAACUCGGUCCUCGGUGCUCGUGGCGGCUUACCAAACGGGCAAAAUCUUGACGAUGUGCUAUCAAAAAUGGAAUCACUACGAGAAACUAUUGCGGAGGUUAACUCUCAGUUUAAGGAUGCUGAUAUGACCACUUUUGUCUGCGUGUGCAUUGCUGAGUUCUUGUCAUUGUAUGAGACUGAGCGCAUGAUACAGGAGCUGACGAGCUACAACAUUGAUACUCAUUGCAUUGUUGUCAAUCAGCUUUUGUUUCCCGGGAAAGAUAAUGCGUGCCAACAGUGUGGCGCAAGACGAAAAAUGCAAAAAAAGUAUUUGAAUGAGAUUAAGGAGUUGUAUGAAGAUUUCAACGUUGUCAGAAUGCCACUGCUUGUUGAAGAGGUCCGUGGGAGAGAAAAGUUGGAAAAUUUCAGUGACAUGCUGAUCCACCCUUUCCAACCGGCCCACGAGGACUAG